AUGAGUGACUCUUUCUGGGCAAGACAUGUGGAAAUUUGUACAAAAAUUAAUGGCAAAAGAUAUCCCGUUCCUUCAUCAGUCGUCAAUAGCUUGCUCAAGUCUUUUGAUCAACGCAAUCUCCCACGUCCUUCCACAACCCAAAUACAAGCAUUGAUGAAUUCUCCGUCAGCAAAUGGAGAGGCUUCAAAAGCUUAUACUCUAAUCCGCUAUUACCAAGUUAGUCAGCAGGGUCUUUUUGUUACCAAUGAAAACACCGAUAAGUUUGGGACCACGAUAAAGUACACUGGAGCAGAAAACUGGGAAUCCGUAAUGUGCUAUAUGGAUGCUUUAUUGUUUGCAAUGUUUGCCAAUUUGGACAGCUUCGAGCCAAUGUUGUUUUUGUCCAACCAAAGUCAGAACAUUCUAGUCAACCGACUUUCGAAUUUGUUACGGGUUUAUGUGAAUCUCUUGAGAACUGGGAAUUUGAUCAAAACCGAUUUGACCAUUAGGAUUUGUGAAACUUUGCAUCAGCUUGGGUUUACGGAGGCAAUGUCUCAUAAGCAGCAGGAUGCCUCGCCAUUAUUCGAGUUUUUGGCCGAAACCUUAAGUAUGCCGCUUUUAACUUUUAAGAUAGACAUUCAACAUGGAGGGAAAUUCAAUGAGGAGGAUGACAGGAAAUACUCUAAAGAAAGAAUGUUAUUUGUGAGUAUUCCAGAGGUUGUAUCUGGGGAGUCGAACAAUGAGAACGAGAUUCUUCUUGAGGAAUGUCUUGAGCACUAUUUCAAUAAUUCCAUUAACGUCAAAAGGGAACUAGAAAGACGAGCCACUAUGGAAAGUUCCAAAAACCACAAACCUUUUACAGAAAUGAUUGAAACUGUUGAAGAUCCAACUGAAUUAACUCAUGAAUCAGGCUCAAUUUCAAAGGGUAGCAGUCGUAUCCAAGUAAGGACCAGAUCCUCCACAUUAUCUAUUUGGACUGUUAAUGACAAUGAACCCAAUUCAAAACCUAAAGAAGUGAGCUUACCAGCUUGGAUGUUUUUAAGGUUAUUACCAUUUUACACCGAUGAUAAUGAUGUUUCAGUUUCGGAAAAUGGCAAGACUGACAGUAUUGCUAAGGGUUCUAGAGAGUUUGCCAAACGGAGGCCCGUCCUCCCAAUCUGCUUGAAGAGAUAUUCCUUUGAAAACAAGAGAGCUAAUAGGCUGCAAGUCAAGGUCAUCAUCCCACCGGUGAUUAACUUACCGUCAUUUGUGGCUGAUGAGAAUGAUGAUAAUAAGACAUCACAUAACUAUAAAUUAAUUCUAGAGAGUGCCAUUUGCCAUAGGGGAACCUCCACUACGUCUGGUCAUUUUGUUGCUGCUGUCAGAAGGAACUACCAACGAGUUAAUGAGACUGAUGAUGAAUCAUACUGUGCUGAAUGGUAUCUCUAUGAUGAUUUACACAAGCCAAAAGUAGUCGAGAAAUCCUUUAAGGAAAUCUUUAACACUGAAUGGCCUUACAUUUUAUUUUACCGGUUGAUAUCUUAUGAGGAAUCUGAGUCAUCGGCAAACAGCAUCCGUUCUGGUCAAAGUUCCACGAACUCUCCAAGAGUGAUUAUCCCUCAAGGUUCCAAAUCCAAAUACUGGCAGGAAGAUACUCUCUCACCAAUUCUUUCUGCUUCCAACUCUCCUUCUUUCAAGUCUGAAAGUGCUAUUGACAGCCUCAACAAAUCUUUAACGAAUAUGAGUGCCAAUAGUGAAGGGGGAAGCGACACUGCUCCACCCGAGUCUAAACAUGUGGAUAUCAGAGAUAGGUAUUACUGGUAUAUACCUGAUCUGAAUAUGGACUAUUACAAGGAAGACUCUCUUUCUAAGGUCAGUACUAGACGAACUAGUUUUACAGCCCCAUUUCGUAAAAACAGUCAGUGGAGUGAAACCUCGGCUACCAAUACAAAGUCUGAAACCUCAGCUAUCAAUACAAAGUCGCCAACUGUGGAUACCAAGUCUCAAGAGACACCCUCACCUUCUGGCUCAAUGUGGAGGUUCAAGUCCAAAAACAAGUCCAAGAGUCCUCCGUUGGAAACCCAUGAAAUUGAAAGUAUGGUUUCUCAUAUGAGCUUAACCAACCCCGAACCUCAUAUAGAGACUAUCACCGAUGUACAUUCAAACCCUGAGCGAUCGAAAAUUGACACUCGCCAUCAUCACCACAUUCUUCAUAGACAUAAUCAUGAUGAGAUCAAUAAUUCAUAUAAACGAUCUAGGUCAAUGAGAGAAGCAUAUAGAAAAGAGAAGUGCAUUAUCUGUUAGCUUCACAGUCAUUAAUUAUAUAAUAUUACAUUAAAUACAUUCAAUCACAGUAGUAGAUUGCUCCAUCUGUUCCGGCUGCUGCUACUUUACUCUGCUCUUGUGGAUGAAAUUUCACCGUGCUGAUCAACCUUUUGGAAAGGUUUAGCUUUUUCACCACUUUCCCGGAAUUCCAAUCCCACAAUAAAAUAUUUCCCUUCGAAUCCCCUGCAACGAGAAUCUUUCCAUCGGGGGAGAUAUCAAUUUCGAUCUUGUAUCCAGUAACGUUUUCAUUCUUGAACACUUUUUUCUUAAACUUGAACUUUCCUUCCCCAUCUAUAACCUGAAUCGCAUUGUUCAUAUUUUGGAGAGCAAUAUACUCCUCACUGGGUGGGACACAUAAAGCAGAAGAAACAGCAUAUUGUGUUGGGUGUGUUACAGUUUUGACGGG
This is a messenger RNA of Yamadazyma tenuis ATCC 10573, 2689 nucleotides long. The record is from RefSeq and is a predicted model, not a curated record. Lineage: Eukaryota; Fungi; Ascomycota; Pichiomycetes; Serinales; Debaryomycetaceae.